Mucor velutinosus is the source of this 414-nucleotide messenger RNA. RefSeq lists its product as uncharacterized. The transcript has 3 exons. NCBI's taxonomy places the organism in Eukaryota, Fungi, Mucoromycota, Mucoromycetes, Mucorales, Mucoraceae. The record is from RefSeq and is a predicted model, not a curated record. The coding region runs from base 1 to 414 and encodes 137 amino acids.
AUGAAGUCUUUUUGUUUUAAUAUCUUUUUCUUUAUAGUCUGCUUUACAUUUAACGUACAUGCUUACCUGAGUGAGCGCAGCUCACCAUUUACUAUCCAAACCAUAGACAAACCAAAUGCCCCAAUCACCCUACGACAUGGCGAUACGCUGCAAAUUCAGUGGACUCUAGCACCUGGUGUACGCUUUCCAUUGUACGGAUACGCAUCUGCUAAAACCGCAAAAACUGAUGUUGGACUUUUGCCUAUCGAAUCAACGCGCACACAAGAUUACACACACAUCAUAGACACUGAGAUCUCGAUUCGAGACUACCUAUACACCUGGACUGUAACUCAAGAUGUGCCAAAAGGAAAGUACCGUCUAGGCGUUGGCUUCUUUUACCACGAAACCACACAAAAUGAGAUUCACAUCAUCUAG